Molecule: messenger RNA, 1137 nt
Organism: Wallemia ichthyophaga EXF-994
Lineage: Eukaryota; Fungi; Basidiomycota; Wallemiomycetes; Wallemiales; Wallemiaceae
Product: Zinc homeostasis factor 1
Exons: 4
Coding region: 1-1137 (378 amino acids)
Biological process (GO): intracellular zinc ion homeostasis; zinc ion transmembrane transport
Cellular component (GO): membrane
Molecular function (GO): zinc ion transmembrane transporter activity
Source: RefSeq, a predicted model, not a curated record
AUGAAGAACACAACACGCUUCGGGAUAGUCCUCGGGAUCAGUUGCGUAUUCUUUGUUUCGGAGUUAGUUGUGGGAUUGAGAACGCGUUCAUUAGCUUUGAUUGCGGAUAGCUUCCACUACCUAUCGGAUCUAGUUGCAUAUGUCAUCGCUUUCACUGCCGCUUACCUCCGCGAACACGGCAGAAGAUUGCCUGGAUGGACAUACGGAUGGCAUAGAGCUGAACUUGUCGGCGCCUUCUUCAACGGCGUUUUCCUCCUCGGUCUCGCACUCUCCAUCUUCCUUCAAUCGAUUGAACGCUUCUUUAACCCAGAAAGCGUCGAUCAGCCUAUCGCUGUUAUUUCAUUAGGUGGCGUUGGUUUGGUGUUGAAUAUCAUUUCAGCUGCUUUCGUACACGACCAUGGACACGGCGGACAUGGUCAUUCACAUGGUAAACACGAACACUCACACUCAAACUCCGACGAAGAGGAGGGUUUACUAUCUAGACACUCGCAUGAUGAUGAUCAUGAACACUCACACUCACACUCACACUCCCACAACGACGAAAAUUCUCACGAUAACGAAAACUCUCUCCACCACAUGCAUAAUCACGUCAGACUACCACCACCAAUCGAUCCACAUGGCGAUUUGGGUAUGUUUGGUGUAUUUGUGCAUGUUGUAGGUGACGCUAUAAACAACAUUGGUGUUAUAGUAGUCGGUGUACUCAUCUUGAAGUUGAAAUCGGAAAAUAGAUUCUAUGCAGAUCCUGCAGCUUCACUGAUUAUAUCCAUAAUCAUAUUUGCAUCAGCGAUACCACUCACGUUGAAAACAGCAAGGAUAUUGUUGGAAGUCGCACCCAAAUAUCUCGAUUUGCAGGCUAUAGAGAGUGAUUUACUCUCCCUUCCAAACGUAGUUAGCAUCCACGAUCACCAUAUCUGGCAUCUCUCACAAACAGAUCUUCUGGCUACGCUGCAUGUUAGAGUACCUUCCUCACUCACUCUCACGCAAUGGCACACUGUGGAGAGAGAGAUGCGUCAGUGUUUGGCUGGGUUCGGUAUCAGCCACGUCACCAUCGAAGUUGAAGCUGAUGAUGUGGCUAGUAGGGGAUGCUCUGAAGGACAAUUAACGAGACAGAAUUCUGUUUGUUCGAUCAAUAAUUGA